GAUCAGUACUCAUCAAUCCAGCAUCAGCAGACAUUAUGAAUGGAAUUCCUCCUGAUAUCAGACACUUACACUGUGGGUGUGGCCCAAAGUUCAUAACAUUUUUAAAAAUGAUUAUAUGACAUAAGAUGAGACCAUGGUUAAGUUUUCUAUUCUAAUUGUGCAUCAGACAGUAAACAGGAAGUGACCUGAAGUGAACUGUGAAGAAGAACUCAGUGUGGGCGUGUCUGUAAGGAGUGUCAGUGGGGGCGUGUCUGUAAGGACAUGUCAGUGUGGGCGUGUCUGUAAGGAGAUAUCAGUGUGGGCGUGUCUAAGGAGUGUCAGUGUGGGCGUGUCUGUAAGCAGAUAUCAGUGUAGGCGUGACUGUAAGGACGUGUCAGUGUGGGCGUGUCAAUGAGGAUGUGUCAGUGUGGAUGUGUCUGUAAGGGCUGUCAGUGUGGGCGUGUCUGUAAGGAGUGCCAGUGUGGGGGUGUCUGUAAGGAGUGUCAGUGUGGGCGUGUCUGUAAGGACAUGUCAGUGUGGGCGUGUCUGUAAGUACAUGUCAGUGUGGGCGUGUCUGUAAGGAGAUAUCAGUGUGGGCGUGUCUAAGGAGUGUCAGUGUGGGCGUGUCUGUAAGCAGAUAUCAGUGUAGGCGUGACUGUAAGGACGUGUCAGUGUGGGCGUGUCAAUGAGGACGUGUCAGUGUGGAUGUGUCUGUAAGGAGUGUCAGUGUGGGCGUGUCUGUAAGGAGUGCCAGUGUGGGCGUGUCUGUAAGGAGUGUCAGUGUGGGCGUGUCUGUAAGCAGAUAUCAGUGUAGGCGUGUCUGUAAGGACGUGUCAGUGUGGGCGUGUCAAUGAGGACGUGUCAGUGUGGGCGUGUCUGUAAGGAGUGUCAGUGUGGGUGUGUCUGUAAGGAGUGUCAGUGUGGGCGUGUCUGUAAGGAGUGUCAGUGUGGACGUGUCUGUAAGGACGUGUCAGUGUGGACGUGUCUGUAAGGACGUGUCAGUGUGGGCGUGUCUGUAAGGACGUGUCAGUGUGGGCAUGUCUGUAAGGACGUGUCAGUGUGGGCGUGUCUGUAAGCAGAUAUCAGUGUAGGCGUGUCUGUAAGGACGUGUCAGUGUGGGCGUGUCAAUGAGGACGUGUCAGUGUGGGCGUGUCUGUAAGGAGUGUCAGUGUGGGUGUGUCUGUAAGGAGUGUCAGUGUGGGCGUGUCUGUAAGGAGUGUCAGUGUGGACGUGUCUGUAAGGACGUGUCAGUGUGGGCGUGUCUGUAAGGACGUGUCAGUGUGGGCGUGUCUGUAAGGACGUGUCAGUGUGGGCAUGUCUGUAAGGACGUGUCAGUGUGGGCAUGUCUGUAAGGACGUGUCAGUGUGGACGUGUCUGUGUGGACGUGUUAACAGAAACUGUUUAUUAUUAGAGAUUUAUAGAGAUGUGAGUUUCAUACUGUAAUGUUCUGCAAAACUUCAGGACUAACGGUGUCCUGUGGAUGGAAGGUGAUCAGGAAGCGACCAAAUCUCAGACUGCAGCAAUGACAUGUUCAAGCCAAAAGAGGGCGCUGUGAGGUCACAAAUGGAUCUGAGAGCCAUACAAUAGAACAUCACAAGUGGUCCAAAAGCUAAAGGCAUGUGCAGUGAUGGACAUUAGGUGUCACAAACAGCAUUUGUUUAAAUGCUAAAGUGGGAAGUGGGCGGGGUUACAAACAUCAAACACAUCCAUUAUUACUGAACCAAAAACCUGAAUGUUUUGAGGGGCUCCAUCAUGUUCCUGUCAGAAGAUGAGGAUGAGCUGACCAGCAGGAGGCACCAGAGACUCCUGAUCCGGCUCAGAAUAAGGAAGUGCGACAGGUGUGCAAAUCAGCUCCUCCCUUAGAAACUGUUGCCAAUGAAACAGCCAAUGAAGAUCCUGGAAACCCGAGCUGCAGGUCUUUUAUGGUCAGUGAGCGUUUGAUGAUAGAAGCAGCAGGGUGGAGCGAGGCAGAGAGGGAGAGUGAAGAGAGAGGACGAAGUGCAGAUCAGACAGGAAACACAGAGUCACGCUGAAGAUCUAAGGAGAGAACUGAGAAGAAACAUGAACCUGGAUCAAUAUGACGACAACCAAAGUGACAGUGGCGUGUCUGCUGAUUUCUCCCUCAACAGCAUGUCAGAUAACGAGACGCCAAUAGAGAGGGAGAUACGCCUCGGCUUCGAGCGUGAGCAGAGCCUUCGCCGCUCACGAGGCCUGGACGAGACCAGAGGGUUCAUCGAGAUCCCGCUCAGAAAGUCCAUCCUCUCUCAGGAUCUCCCAGACAAGUCACUGAAAGAUCACAGCAAGGAGCGGCAGUUCGCUGGGAAGAAGAUGCAGCAUGAGAUUCAUGCUGAAUCUGAGAGAGAGAAGGUGCUGGUCAAGCUCGGGAGACUGCCUGGAUUUUAUGACAAAGGAACCAUGAGACAACUUCAGGAGAAAAAGCUUCUCUUUGAAGCAUUCCAGGAAUCCAGAGAUCUCCAAAUCUCCAGCAGUGGAAAUCAGGAACCCUUAAAAAGCUUGGAGAUGCACUUAAAGACCCAUUCCUCAUUCCAGCCCACUGAAGCUUUACCCAAAGAUCUUCAGCACUCAAGAAACCAUGAUAAUAAACCAUUCAGAACUGUCCAGGAUCUGAAGAACGAGGGAACAUCCUGUGUUUCAUCCUGUAAGAUAUUAAAUGGUAGAAAUCAGGACUGCUCGUCUAAGGAACACACAAAGCACACAGGAUUAGAUUCUCCUCAACUUUUCCCAUCUCUGAAAGAGAAGAAGCUCCUGUUUGAAUCCCUCCAGGACAUGGAGGUUUCUCAGAAGAAAAGCUUGGACUUAUUUUUAAAGAACCAAAAUUCUGGAUUAAAAACCAUUCAGGAACCCAAAGAUCUCCAGAUCAAAAGAAAUCAGAAUGACAAGAUGAUGGAAAUUUCUAAUGAAACAGCAAGAAACCUGAAAAUGCAGAACCCAAAACAGUGUGGUCCAGGGUUCUCAGAAGCUGUGGAACGGCAGGUGAUAAUCCUCGAGAAGAAUCCUACAGUGAUUUUAGACCCAAACAGACAGGUUUACAAACCAGUGACUGAGACGGACUUAGGAACCAUCAGAUCGUCACAUGAGGAACGUCAUCGCAGCUCAAAAGUCCAAGACCUGAUGGCUAACAGUGAAGAACAGAAGGAGAACCCAUUCUUCAAACUGAGAUCGUCACUGUCCCGACUCCCGGACAUGCAGAAGGACAUUCAAGAAGCAAAAAAGCGGGAGGAAGAACUUUGCAAACAGAGGAUGUGUCUCUAUGGCAACGGGUCAAAGAUCACAGUGACACCGAGCAGAACCAGACCAACGCACAGCAACACAAACACACUGGAACAGAACCUGAACACCUCAUCAGUUAGUUCAUCAUUUGGGAAGUUGGAUGUAACAUGGCCACCUCCUUCUCUACAGAACAGACACAACACACAGCCUGAGGUAAAGGAACAGAGACAGACGAACCUGUUAGUCCAGAGCUGGGAAUCAGGUCUGAUCAACGGACACAGCAACGACCAUCACAACUGAAGCAAACACACACCUUCUGAAGACCAGAGGGAACAUCAGUCUUUACUUUAAACACCUGCUAAGACUGUUAAACACCAAUGCUAAUCAGAUCACACACACACACACACACACACACACACACACACACACACACACACACACACACACACACACACACACACAGACUCUCAUUCACAAACAAAAAUAGUGUUUAUUUCAGUCUUUAAUUCAGUUAUUAUUUAACUGACUAACAUGCUAAGCUUUAAUGAGAGCAGUGCUAUGCUAGCUAGCCUGUUUCUUUAUUGAAUCUUUAUGGGAUGUUUAUUUUUUCUGGUUCCAGUGUUGAUCUAGUUUAUAGACUGAAAUCUAACAUGUCAGUCAUCUAUUUAGAAAACUUAUUCAGAUAUUUUAGUUGAGUUGUUCCUCAGACAGGACGUCAGUUUAGCACUAGCCAGUUAGCUCUAUUAUAGUUCACAUUAUAGCACCAAUAAUACCAGAGCGAGAUCCUUGUUAUUUAUCAUCAGUAAGCUAGUUUUAGAUAGUUUUAGCAAACAUUUUCUACUUUUUUAUUGAUUAAAAUCACUUUUAAACUCACUUCACUGUGCUACAGUGUGGGGUGUGAGUGUGAAAUGUGUGUAAAUCACCACGAAGAAGAACAUGAUGUCUUUUCAUUACAACUGUUUGGCUAGUUUCAGUGUCGGUGAGGUUUCUGAGAUGUAGACUGUACACCUGUAAACACUGUAACGAGGUUAAGCUCCAACACAGUCAGGUAUCAGACUCCAACCCUAACCCUAGCCUCCACUUCAUAUGGUUGGAGGCUAUGUCAUUAUUAAUGUCAUCAAGAACUCUGGUCAUGAGCCGUCUAAAUAUUUCACAGCAUGUUCUCUGAGUCACUUCGCUGAACCACAGUGAAACAGAGAGAAGAAAAGAAGAAAAGCAGGGCUUUGUUACCACCUGCUAGUGGAUAUUUCACAGGCAAAUCCUGAGAGAUCACACACACACACACACACACACACACACACACACGCACACACAGCCGAGUCCUGAACGUCUCAUGUGUGUUCAGGGCGUGAGACAGGCAUUCCUUCCGCACACAGAGAUACAGUAAGGACACGCCCACAUGUCACUCAAUUUCACCUUCACC
Messenger RNA from Tachysurus fulvidraco (yellow catfish), 4633 nucleotides. It is a transcript of the gene misp3, whose product is annotated as MISP family member 3. NCBI's taxonomy places the organism in Eukaryota, Metazoa, Chordata, Actinopteri, Siluriformes, Bagridae. The transcript has 3 exons. Bases 2041 to 3510 code for a protein of 489 amino acids. The record is from RefSeq and is a predicted model, not a curated record.